Messenger RNA from Entamoeba histolytica HM-1:IMSS, 3318 nucleotides. Its product is annotated as Gal/GalNAc lectin subunit Igl2. The transcript has a single exon. The coding region runs from base 1 to 3318 and encodes 1105 amino acids. The record is from RefSeq and is a predicted model, not a curated record. NCBI's taxonomy places the organism in Eukaryota, Evosea, Mastigamoebida, Endamoebidae.
AUGUUUAUUCUUCUUUUAUUCAUAUCAAUUUCACUUGGUGAUUAUACUGCUGAUAAACUCAUUAAUAACCAAGAACCAAGAACUGCUGUUCCACAUUGUGCAUCAGUCUCAAAUGGAGCAUGCGCUAGUUGUGAUGAAGGUUAUGAACUUAAAACUGAGUCUGGAAGUGGAAGUACUCAAAAAUGUACUCUUAAAGAAGAAACUUGUAAAAGUGCUUUUUCUUAUUAUGACGGUAGUGAUUCUAAUUCUCCAAAAUGUGUUUAUUGUGAAAAUGGAAAAGAAAGUGAUACAUCAUCUUCUAAUAAUGAGAAAUGCAAAUGUAAGAAUGGUGUUGAUACUUGUGAGUCAUGUCUUUCAAAAGACAACGAUAAAUGUGGUGAAUGUGUUAUUGGAAUGUCUACUACUACUAAUGGAGGUCAGAAGUUAUGUGAUACAGUAACUACAGACGAACAUGCAGAAAAUUGUGUUGGUCUUACCGCAAAAGAUUCAUCUUCAAAACAAUGUGAUAAAUGUUUUGGUAUGUAUUCUCUUCAAAGUGGUCAAUGUACUAAAAAGAAUGAAAAGAUUGAAAAGUGUAUUUUACAAGUUGAAAGCUCUUGUAACCAAUGUGCAGAUGGAUAUUAUAUUAAUACUGAAAAAAAAUGUACUAAAUACCCAGAUCAUUGUUCAAAGAUGAAUUCUGAUAAGUGUAAUGGUUGUAUGGAAGGUUAUUAUUUAAAUGGUACAGAAUGUAAGGUAUGUACAAUUGAUAACUCAAAAGAUCUCUCAGAAGGUAACGAGUGUAGUAUUUAUAACGCUGAACAUUGUGAAUCAUGUAAUAAAAGAUGUACUGUUUCUGAUGGAGUUUGUGUCAAGAAUCAUUGUCGUUUAUUCUCACCAACAGAAGAAAAUAAAUGUACAAAAUGUGAUGAUGGAUAUUUCUUAACAGGUGCAGGAAAGUGUUCACCAAAUUUAAAUGAUGGUUUCAAAACAUCUGCAAAGACAGAAUGUCAAAAAGGUUAUUAUUUAGAAAAAGAUGGAGAUAAAAAGAGAUGUUCACUUUGUCCAGAUCCAUUUACUGAAUGUCUUACUUCCCAAACACCAGUUCCAGGUAAGUUAAAUCUUAGAAGUGCACACUUAACAUCAACUGAUGGGCCAUGCAAACUUCCAGGAUGUUUAUUAUGUAGUGAUGAUGAUACUAUUUGUUAUAAAUGUGAGAAUGGACUUACAUUGAAUGGAACUCAUUGCUAUAAUUUUGAUGUUAAAAAAGUCCUUGGUACUAGUGGUAACAACCAUCAAGUGUGUAAGAUGAGAGGAUAUGAUCAAUAUGAACAAUAUUUGAAUGCAUUUAAAGCAUCUGAUAAUACUUAUUAUUGUCCACUUAAGGAUCUUUAUUUACCAUAUUAUUUCAGUGUUACUAAAGGUUCAGAUAAUAAAAUUACUAUUGGCUGUGUUGGUAAGGAUAGAGAUGUUAAGAAUGAUUGUGAAUGUAAUGACAAAUAUAUUCCAAAGUCAGUUGACAAAGCAUCAGACUGUGUUUCAAUCAAAACAAAACUUCCAUCAUGUGAAAGAGCAGCCAAUGAAAACAUUUGUACACAAUGUCCAGUUGGAUCACAUGUAGAUAGUAAUGGUAAAUGUUCUUGUGGUGAUGCACAUUAUUUUGAUCAAAACAAUAAAUGUCAAGAAUGUCCAGCUAGUUGUUCUAGUUGCUCUUAUGAUAGUUCUAAAAGUAAAGUUGUAUGUAGUGAAUGUUAUGAAAAUAUUCAAGGUGUCUCUACAAGAGAUAAAGAUAAUGAAUGCGCUUGCAAAAAGGAUACUCCUGAGUAUAAAGAAGGACUAAAUGCAGAAGAUAAGAAGAAAAGUUGUGCACAACUAAAUAAUAAUUGCAAAGAAGAAGGUCACUAUAAGAUUAGUGAUGGAUUUAUUACAUGUCUUGAAUGUGAUGACUCAGCUUAUAUUGUUGAUUCACAAACAAAGGAGUGUGCCCAGUGUGCUUCUAAUGCUUUUAAAGAUGAAAAUAAUAAAUGCCAACUUUGUUCUACUAAAAAGGACAAAUAUGGACAUUGUUCAGCAUGUUCAGCAACAGCAUGUAUUAUAUGUGAAGACACUAAUUUAGUUCUUGCUGCUAGUGGUUCAAAUGCACAAUGUACUGUAUGUAAAGAUGGAUUUUAUCAAAUUGAAAGUCCAACAGAUGGAGUGUAUUGUAGUCCAUGUCCUGCAAAAUGUAAAACAUGUAAAUAUAGUGCCGAUAAAAAGGAGAUUGAAUGUGUGACAUGCACUGACCAAAGUUCUGUAGACAUUAAACCACCAACAUGUGCUUGUCUAACAGGAACAGUUCAACUUGAAAAUGGAACGUGUCAAAGUUGCUCUGACCUUUCAAAAUAUCCAGGAUGUAAAACUACUGACACAUGUAAUGUUGAUAGUAGAACAGGAUAUAUCUAUGCAACAGAAUGUUCAGAUGGUUUUAGUGGACGUAGUCCUUAUAGUAAUUGUACUACAUGUAUUGAGUCUAAUUAUUAUCCAAAAGAAGGAGAAAAGAAUGGGUGUGCUAAAUGUGAUGAUAAAUGUGCAACAUGUUCAGAUAAAGACACUUGUUUAACAUGUACUGAUCCAUUAAAGAUAGGAAGUAAAUGUGAUGAAUGUAAAACAGGCUAUUAUAUGUCAAAUGGUGAAUGUAAGCCAUGUACCAAUCAUUGUAGUGAAUGUAGUAGUGCCGCAGAAUGUACAGUAUGUGAGAGUGAUACAUACAAGGUAAUUAGUGGAAAUGGAUGUAAUGCAUGUGUAGAUGGAUUCUAUUUUGAUGAGAUUAAAGGAACAUGUAUACCAUGCACAUCACCAUGCACUAAAUGUGUUGGAGUAAAGAAAGAUUGUGAAGAACAAGAAACAGGAUGUAAUUCUGAGAAGAAGAAAAUAGUAGAAGAAUGUACUAAAUGUUCAACAAAAGAUCAUAUUGCUGAAGUACCAGUGAAUGGAGCAUGUGUUUGUGCAUAUGGAUAUGUUGAAGGCACUUCUACAGAAGAUAAUAAAAUUGAAUGUCAAUCAUGCAAAGCUAAAGUUAAUGAGUUUUGUGAUUCAUGUAAUUCCAAAGACUGUUUGAGAUGCAAUGCUGAAUAUUUAGAAGCAAAAGGAGGAGAAUGUGUAUGUGUUGAAGGAUAUUACACAUCUAGUUGGGGAUCAUGUAUUCCAUGUUCAAGACAUAUGCCACAUUGUACUAAAUGUACAGGAGAAGGUGAAUGCACAACAUGUGAAGAUGGAUGGAAAUUAAAAGAUGGAAAGUGUAAUGGAGCUAAAGGCAUUUUCAUCAUGAUGAUGAUAGUCAUGUUAGCAUUUAUGUUCUAA